Molecule: messenger RNA, 669 nt
Organism: Rotaria sordida
Lineage: Eukaryota; Metazoa; Rotifera; Eurotatoria; Philodinida; Philodinidae
Source: the annotation of a GenBank genome assembly
AUGAAUCCGACAUCAAAGGAGAAAGGUCAUUCUGUUACUAUCUAUGACCAACAGAGGGUUAUUUUAUCAGAACGUAACGAUUAUGAUAAAGAGCAACUUGCAUCUCUAGCUGAAAAACUGGAAAGUCAUCAUCAUGAACCAUUUUCCAUUCGAGUUUUCGCCCGUCAAGUAACAGAACCAACAGCAAUAGAAGAUUUUGAUAAAAGACACGCAGAGCAAUCAGAAAACGAGAAGCGUCUAAAUAAAGAACGAACAACACGAUUAAAAAGAACGAAAAGUGUCGAUCAAAAACAAGCAACACAGUCAACAAGAACGAAAAGCUUCGAUCAAAAACAAGCAACAUAUUGCUUUCAGAGUAAACCAGUUGAAGUAUUCACGACAAUGGAAAAGGAUAAAUACAAAGAUUUUAAAUAUAAAACUAUUCAAUUUCAUAUAAACAAAAACCCAACGGAACGUACGAAUUUUUUUAAUAAAAACGAAGAACACCUCCUACAUGUAAUGUGUCCAAAUGCAAGUGCAGCAACUGCUUAUCUUCAUCAUAUUGGCAAUUACUAUACACUGUCAAAUUCAACAACAUCAAAUCAAUCCCGUUUGGAAACGUCCGUCGAAGAUGAUAACACAGUUAGUGUUCAAGAUGACAAACCUGGUGAACCACCAACAAGUAGAUAA